This is a messenger RNA of Arthroderma uncinatum, 723 nucleotides long. RefSeq names its product ergot alkaloid biosynthetic protein A. The coding region runs from base 1 to 723 and encodes 240 amino acids. The transcript has 2 exons. NCBI's taxonomy places the organism in Eukaryota, Fungi, Ascomycota, Eurotiomycetes, Onygenales, Arthrodermataceae. The record is from RefSeq and is a predicted model, not a curated record.
AUGGCCAUCCUUUUUACCGGCGGAACAGGCAAGACUUCCAUCCGCCUAGCUCGCUUCCUCCAAAAUGCAAAUAUAUCAUUCCUCCUCGCCUCCCGCCGUGGUUCGUCCGCAGCCCCAGCAGGCAUGCCAGCCGCUAAAUUCGACUGGCUCGACAAGGAAACAUGGAAAGCAUCCUUCGGCGGUAAACCCAUCUCCGCUAUCUAUCUUAUGGAACCGCUAGUUGCAGAGCCCUGGAAGCCUAUGAUCGAGUUUACCAACUAUACGCGCAACGUGCAUGGCGUUACUCGCUUUGUCCUGGUAGCAGGUACCUCUACCGACUUAUCACGGCCUGAGAACCUAACUGAUGAGGCUCCCCGCCCUCUUAUCCGCGAGCAUAGCAAGAUAUACACGGCCUGUGGUGAUGGGAAAAUUCCCUUCGUGAGCGCUAUUGAUAUUGCGGCCGUUGCGUUCCGAGCUCUUACAGAUCCUAAAUCGCAUAACUGCGACUACCGCGUAUUAGGACCAGAGCUCCUUACCUACGAUGAGGUGGCUGAGAAGCUGUCAGCUCACCUAGGCCGACGUAUCGGGCAUGUCAAGCUAUCUGGAGAUGAGCGUUAUAAGGGUUUGACGGACGCGGGUGUCUCGGACUACUUUGCUCGGUUUCUAACAAGCUUGGAGGUAGCAGCAGCUGGUGGGUUUGAAAGUCGCAUGUAUAGCACAGUGGAGGAGGUAACAGGAGCCUAG